AUGGCAUCUGCUGCAGUUUGGCUUCCUCACAAUGACUACACUCUGCCAGUGUGCCCUGUGCUGCUGAGAGCUGCCCUGCUGGGGGAGGGGGUGCGGAGGCGAUGCUGCUGCAGUGUCACACUGAUGCCUGCGGUGACGGACCUGGAGUACGACAUCUUCGUGAUGGGCCAGCCUCCGCACAGUCAACAGAUCCUGGCAGUGUGUGUGACUCUGCCUCACGAGCACGAGGACGCACUGGAGCAGCUUUACAGGAGGAGGAACAAGCACAGAACCACACCAUGUACUCAGUGCCAGAUGGAUUCAUUUCGCCUGGUGAGGUAUGAGAUGUCAACAGGGGGGACGCCGGGCUGUGGACGUGCCAACAUGCUGCUGCAGCAGCGACACAACGCUGCCCCUGGGAUGAUCCUGAUGUACAUCAGAGGGAAGCUGCUGUUUGUGGGCUACAUGCACAGUGAUCGCAGCUACUCAGUCAGGGACCUUCAGAAGCAGAUCUGCAGAAGCAGGGGAGACUACAGAUUAGGUCUGAGCCUCCCACCAGACUACAAGUUCAGUGAUGCAGUGAGUAACUCUGCAGCCACAGACGCACACAACUCACGAAAUGCAGCAUUGACAGGAGGAAAUGACGCAACACUGCCAGCUUCAGUGGAAAAAGAAAAGGUCAAUGAGAGAAAAACCAUUAAAGUUCCUGAGGCAUCGCAGCAACGACAGAGAGACUUUUGUGUCAAAUCAAAACAGACAACAGCAUUUCCACAUGUUCCUUUGACAACACUUUGAAUAAAUGCUGUACUCCAGUGACUUUAAGUCAAUGUUGGCAAACACCUAAUAUACGUAGUAUGCAAUUUUGCACCUAUAUGGGACUGCAGAUACAACAUUUCUUUCCCUUUUGACAUUGAGGUGCAUGUACCAGCAACUCUUGCACACAUCAAGCGAUCCAAGAUAAUAA
This is a messenger RNA of Paralichthys olivaceus (Japanese flounder), 943 nucleotides long. The record is from RefSeq and is a predicted model, not a curated record. Lineage: Eukaryota; Metazoa; Chordata; Actinopteri; Pleuronectiformes; Paralichthyidae.